AAUUAGUGUCUGGGACAUUUUUUUUACAAGGAAAAGAGGCGACGUUUCCUGAGAAAUUUAAACCGAUUUGAGAUAUAAUUAAAUUCGGUUUCGAUUGGGUCCCGGUUUGGUUCGGUUCUGUCCAAUCCGGUUCAAUCGACACCCUCUGAUUGGCUCAGAGUGUUUUUAGUUCUUAAACUUUUUAUGACCACGUCACUCGUCUGUCGAGUUCCUCGCGUAACGAAGAUCUUCGGAGCUAGAGCUUCGAUGGCAAAUUUCGAUGCAAAGACGAUCAUCAAGGACAAGAAGUUCUGGUUCGCUUCGCUCCUCAUCGUAUGGGCUGCUGGUCUUCAGGGACACAUGAUGUGGUUGCAGAAGCAAGAUUCUUUCAAACAGAAGUUUGGAACCAUCGAUUCCGCUGGCGAAGGCUCGCACGAGUGAUGAAAACCGAUGGAUGGUGUGUCUGUGAAGAGCUCAAUCAGUAAUCUGUAAGGAAUAUUAGAUUUUAUCAACUCUUUACCGAUUAGAUAACCUUCCUUCUUGAUGUUCUGGUUUCAACCUAUAUAGAGCAUUUCUGGGGCUUAGGUUUUGUCAGAUAUGAACGAUGAUGUUCCUUUAGUUCUUAUAGUUCUGCAGAGUUUCUUAAGUUGGUUGUACUGUGACCAAUAGAAUCCUCAGCAAGAAUUGCAGGGCGGAAUCCCGGCCAUUCUCCUGAUC
Messenger RNA from Tarenaya hassleriana, 696 nucleotides. RefSeq lists its product as uncharacterized. The transcript is spliced from 2 exons. The record is from RefSeq and is a predicted model, not a curated record. Lineage: Eukaryota; Viridiplantae; Streptophyta; Magnoliopsida; Brassicales; Cleomaceae. The coding region runs from base 184 to 420 and encodes 78 amino acids.